Molecule: messenger RNA, 7289 nt
Organism: Bufo gargarizans (Asiatic toad)
Lineage: Eukaryota; Metazoa; Chordata; Amphibia; Anura; Bufonidae
Gene: EFNB1
Product: ephrin B1
Exons: 5
Coding region: 319-1317 (332 amino acids)
Biological process (GO): ephrin receptor signaling pathway; axon guidance
Cellular component (GO): plasma membrane
Molecular function (GO): ephrin receptor binding
Source: RefSeq, a predicted model, not a curated record
UACCUCAGUCUGAGCCGGGCGGCUGCAGGAGUGAGCAGCAGCGUGUUCCUCGUCUGUCACCUCGAAGGCUCUGCCCCGGAGCUCGCAUUGGACAGGACGCGGAGGACUGUGUGCUGAGCCCGCGCUGCUUGUUGUGUAGCAGCUGGAGAUUACUGCGGCAUGGAGCCGUGACCGGGGCUAGGGGAUUACAAUUCAGCGCUCCGACUCUAGGGGAUGGGAAGCCUGGAUACCUGACGGAGCUGUGGGCGGGUUCUGAGAUUGGACGGGAAAAGUUCGGAUUGUCCGCGACUGGCACGGUGACCCCAGCCGGGAGUUGGGAUGGAGGGUCUCCGGCGGCUGCUCGGGCUCCUGCUCGCUCUGUGGCGGGUGUGCGCGGUGCUCGGCAAGAACCUGGAGGCGGUGACCUGGAACUCGCAAAACUCGCGGUUUCUACCUGGAAAAGGCUUGAUUUUAUACCCAGAGAUUGGUGACCGUUUGGACAUUAUUUGCCCCAAGGGGGAGCCAUCGCAGCCUUAUGAAUAUUAUAAAUUGUACAUGGUGCGCAAGGAUCAGGCAGAGUCAUGCAGUACAGUUAUGGAUCCCAAUGUCUUGGUCACCUGCAACCAACCUGAGAAGGAAUUUCGUUUCACCAUCAAGUUCCAGGAAUUUAGUCCAAACUACAUGGGCCUAGAGUUCCGAAAAAACCAGGACUAUUACAUUACAUCUACUUCCAACGGAACGCUACAGGGUCUUGAGAAUCGGGAAGGAGGGGUAUGCCAUUCACGAUCCAUGAAGAUCAUCAUGAAAGUCGGACAAGAUCCAAAUGCAGUAUUACCAGAGCAUGUCACCACUAGCCGGCCAGGCAAAGAAGUAGAUAAUACUGGGAAGAUGGCAACACCUGGACCAUGGAACAAUGGAUUUGAGGGAGAAGACCAUGGGAAGCCAGAUACUGUGAACCAGGCGGAUAGACCUUCCUCUGGAGGCGGUGUUGAUAGCUUCUUCAGUUCUAAAGUGGCUGUAUUUGCCGCCAUUGGCGCAGGAUGCGUCAUUUUUAUUCUCAUAAUAAUCUUCCUAGUAGUUUUGCUAAUCAAGAUCCGAAAACGGCACCGCAAACAUACUCAGCAACGGGCAGCUGCCCUAUCUCUUAGCACAUUGGCUAGUCCUAAAUGCAGUGGAAAUUCUGGCACUGAGCCAAGUGACAUCAUCAUCCCUCUGCGGACUACAGAGAACAAUUACUGCCCACACUAUGAGAAGGUUAGCGGGGAUUAUGGACACCCGGUGUACAUUGUACAAGAGAUGCCACCUCAAAGCCCCGCAAACAUCUAUUACAAGGUCUGAGAAGAACUGUGACAACUCAUCCUGCGCCCCAUCAGUGGGAUGGCCAAUCCAAGCGCCAGGAGCACAGGCCAAAGGUCACUCUGCAUUACAGGACUCUGGGAGACAGAGCAAUAAGACUAACUUUCCCUAUGUUAGGUAUUUUUAUAUAGUGUGCCCCAUUGUUCUGCUCCCUUUCCUGUCCAUGGGAGGGUGGUUUGGAUAUGCUCCUGUCUGCACUUUGCACACCUGCCAUGGUUAACCCUUACUUGACAAGCAAGGGCAGUCUGAACUGUCUUCCACAAUUCAUGUUGUGGAGGCACAAUAAUGCAGGUAGUAUUGAUGGCUGUGUCUUCAGUAUUCAGCAAAGCAGUGGCCCAUGUCAUGGUAGCAGAGGGGUUGACAUACGCUUAGUAAACUAUGUAAAAUUCCGCUGGAAGCUCUGAUAUUACAUCUACUGUACCCGGUUAUGAAUGACAGUCAAGGCAUGUAUGAGCCGAUGGCAUAGUGAUGGGAAGCCCCACCCCAGGGCCCUGUCUGUGUUCUGUUCCUGAGUGGUAUAAUUUUGUGUGUCUGACUUUUUUCCAGUUUAAACCCACCCUGGCUUACUCGAGGGGUUGUAACCAUUCAGCCACGCAUGCGCACACUACCUGCGCACUGGUACACACAAAGCAAGCUACCUGUGAACACAUAUAUGCACUUAAUUGCACACUCCUUUCCUUUCAGUAGGUUGAAUGACCAAUACCGCCCACUGGUCUCAUUACAAUGAAAUUACUGACAUCUGUGGGCCUCGCAUGGAUGCAAUGAUUACAGCUUGUACGUGCUGGAUCCAGUUUUGUGGCAAUCACCUGACUCUGCACAAAGAAAUAUUCAGGAUAAUGACUGACCUAUACGAGUGAACUAUGCCCAAUGUAAAUGAAAUCUUAUUUUUUUCUAAGGGAACUUGGUCCCAUAUGUUCUCAGUGGGUAGAAGUAACCUUCAUGCCCUACAUCAAUGUGGCUGUAAGUGACCAGGGAGGGCUCUGUUCUCAGUUGUUACAUUGGUACUACUCCCCUGAGUUGGCAAUUUGCUACCUGAUUACUGGUGACCUAUUUGUGGUCAUUUAACUGCUGGAGUUAACGCCACCCACCGUGCGGCAGUAUUAUGUUCACUCAGGAACUUACAUGUUGCUGUAGCAUCAGUUGAGGGUGUAGAUGCUCAUACCGUGGUGACCCAGAGUUCUUCCAGUAGGCUCUAAUAGAUUAUAUUAUAUUUUUGCAUCUGUCUCGCAGACUCGUAUGGUUUUCAUCUGAAUAGUGCAGUACAAAUGACUCGGUCCAAUAAUAUGUCAUUCACAUUGGUGAACAAGCUGGUGUUCUCCUCGACUCUGGGCCACGUGUGGUAGCUGCAGUCUUGACGACAUUUCUGCUUUAUGCACCUUGUGUGAUGUUUAAUUGCAGACUGAGUUCAGCCUUCCUCCAGUGACAGUGACAACCGGCUACAUGGCGCUGAUGGUGACAUUGGGGUUAUGGUGUGGGUUAGGACUUGGAAGGGUUCUCCUAUUAGGGCAGUUACACUAUUUAGGACCACAGUAAGCAGAACAUGUGGGGUGCAUACUCCUGUUCCUGUGGUCCUGAUAUUGAUAUUUAUUACAGCCUUGGGAGGGCGCACUCUGGAGCCCAACUAUCCGCCUGUAUGGAAUAUACGCCACAAAUACAAAUCUUUGGGAACCACCACUUACCUAGAAGUAUUUAUGCAAAUACCCAGUCAUUCACAUAACACACAGGUUUCUCCUGUCCGUGGAGCCCUGCACUUGGCUUACUCUUUCCGGUAUCAGCCGUGUAGUUUUGCUAAUGGCUGUCCUGCACUUCUUCACCUCUCGUGUCCACCUCUAUCUCUGGAGCUAGCAUUGUUCUUUCCCACCUCGUAUCUCCCCUCCACAUCCACCACCUUUCUCACUUUUUUUCCUUCUAGAACUCCCCUCUCUCCAUCAGAUACUACUCCUCCUUUUUUGCAUGUCUAAUAUUCUUAGCAUAUUUGACUGACACAAAGAAUUCUUGUAACAAGGUGGAUACAACUGCCUUUUUCCUUGACAUGUCUUGGUGUGUUUUUUUACUAUUUGCAGACCUUUUACAUACACACUUUUGUAUACUGACACUUGCAUAUACUUGUUCGCUCCUCCGGACUGAACACACCCUGUUGUAAAUCCUGGCAUGGAAGGGUUUCCUACAUGCUUGCCUGCGCAGCAGUCGAGUCAGGACAUGUGCUGCAUGUCUUGCUUCCCUCUGCUGCUUUCUGGCAUGUAGGAUCCAACCACAUUGGAGGGUGUACAUAAUUCCAUACAUGAGUCUCCGUGCCAGAUACUUAUACCCUCGUUCACUCCAGGGACAUAUGGACCAUCCACCUCAGCCAUAUGAUGGUUGUUUCUUUCCCUUGGUCUUCUGAUGUCAGACAUUCACCCCCGAGGUCCAGAGUAGGACCUAUGAAUUGUGAGGCCCUGCAUGGAGUGCAGGGUUUGCCGUGUACCUCUUGCCAUAACUACCUGCCUUGCUAGUGGUGCCUCCAGCACAUUUCCAUAUACCCCCCGGGGCAGUGCCCUGUUUUACAUUCUAUGCAGAGUAGGAUCUGGUGUCCCUUUUUGUAUUGAGGCAGAUUAAGGGCUUGUGUGCUGUAAGGCGGCAGCUGUCUGUCUGCUGGAGAGGGGCUCUGAGACACUCGGUCUCUAGGGACAAGGCCUUAAAAUAGAAUCUCAAAAGCACCACGCGCUCAGCCCUCCCUCAUGUUUGCAUUUGGCACCGUUCAGUUUCAAUGUUAAUAUUUUCUCUUUUAAUUUUUCUUCCGAGUGGGACCUGCUGUUUUGUUUUUCGGAGCAGGCCAAAGGUGCGAAUUGCUUUUAAGCACAUGACAUGAGUACUUCUGUAAAGUUCGGCUCUCUUCCCUGCUUUAUUUUAUGGUCUCUGUACAUACGCAAUCCCCUGUCAUUAUUCCUAUUUUAUAAUGUUUUGCAGAUUUUGCUCCUGCACAUUCUUAGGUUAGGAGCGGUUCAGAUUCUGAAUAUAUUCUGAAAUCCUAUAGAAAAUGUCCUACCGGUCACCCUUUUACAAACCCCUUCAUAGUCUGGACUUCUCAGAUCUUUUCUUUCAUCAUACAUGAGCCCCGUUCCUUCUCCUCACGCUCUAAACACCAUGUACAUAUGUGAAAAGAAAAGGUGAAAUUUAAAUUUAUUAGCACCUUUUUUUUUUUUUUUUUCAAUUUUCCAGAUUGAUUUUUCUCCUGUACCUUAAGAGAUUAACUUUGAUAUUUUUUGUAAAUUAAUGUGUUUUUGAGACAAAUACUGUAAAGCUGUUUUUGUAUAAACUCCAAAUUUAUUUUCAUUUUGUUUUCUUAGUAAGAAAAAAUAGUUUUUUGAAACCUAAAUCCAAUUGCAUAUCUAUUCAUAUCAUGAAAGCAUCCACAAGUCACCCCGACAAUGUAUUCAUAGGAUAAGAAGCCGCUUUGGUAGUAAUUCUUCAGACUGUUCUUAAUAGCAGAGGAAAUCCACCCAAAUGUGGCUGUUAAAGGCUCCAACUGGUCUUGUUAACCCUUACAGCAAUAGUAAUUCUGGCUGACCACCCACUGAAGACUACAGCUUGGGGCUCCAGUUGUGUGUGGAAAAUAUGCAUUUUACAGUGGCAGCAACGUGGAGGAGAUUGUAAGAACACCUCAUCCACGUGCUGUGAGAUUUCUGCAGCAAAAUCCGCACACAACUUCGCCCUGCAGAUUUAACCCCCGCAGCAUGUGCAUUUAUGCUGCAGAUUUCGCCACUGUGGCAAACACUCAGUGUUUGUGCUAUGAAUUACCCAACUUAAAGGGGUUAUCCUGGAAAAGAUAAUAAAGACUUAUCUUAAAGAUGGGUCAUCAUUAUCACAUUAGUGGGGGUCCAAGUCCCUGCUGAUCAGCUGUUUCAGGGAGUUGCGGCGCUCACUGGAGCUCCGGUGAACAAUGCAGGCUCCUGGGAGCUUUCCAAGGACAGCGCUGCACAUCCUAUAGUGGCAGUGCUUGGUAUUGCAGCUCUGCCCCAUUGACUAGAAUGGGGCUGAGCUGCAACUAGGCCAUGUGACCGAUGUAUGGUGACGUCACAUGGCCUAGGAAGAGGCGCCGUCUGGCCUCUUCUAAUAGCAGCUGAUCAGUGGGGGUCGCACCUCUGCAGAUCUAAUAUUGAUGACCUAUCCUAAUAAGUUAUAAAUAUCUUCUUCUGGAUAACCACUUUAAUGGCGCAAAUUCUGCUGCUUCAGAGAAUCCACAGCCGACCCAUCAGAUGUUGCACGCACCCUAAAGGGUUAACUUUGUUUUCAAUAACAAUGUACUGAAUCCAAAACCUGCAAGACCCUGGGAGUCAUUUACAAAGGAUCAGUAUUGUACAACCUUGGGCUCUUGCACUUUGUUAUUUUGAAGGACCUCUACCUCAUAUGGGGCAGAAAAACGGCCUUUGUUGCCCGUAGCGACCAAUCGCAGCACAGCUUUUAUUUCUUACAAGUGCUCUUGAAGUAUGAAAGUUGGGCUCCGCUUGGUUGCUAUGGCCUAACCAAGACCGCUUUUCUUUUAGACAGUUUCUGAUCUGCCAUAUUGUUCGACUAGUGGUUCAUCUUCGGCUUCUCCCCAGUUUGGGUAUUAAUGUAUAAAUGACUCAUCUGUUUGUAAGUGACCCCCGUGGCUCUGUACAGAGACAUAGCCUUCGGUGGCUUCACCUGCAUGGCACGGCUGGCGCUACCCCGGGACUUCUGCCGAGCAAUAGUGCUGCCUCAGAUUUAUGAAUUGGUCUGCAAGGAAAACUGCUGCCCAUAUCAAUCGGUCACAGCACAGCUUUCAGUUUGGAUGAAGGCAGCGGUGUGGCUGCUAUGGGCAGCAAAGAGGUGUUUCUUUAUGACCGUUAUCCUAAAUCUGCCCAAUUGUCAUCAUUUUUCCCUCACUACUUCUGCGGCAUGGGAACUGGCACUGACAGAUUCCCUACAAUAGUCUUAACUUCACGCCACCUUAAUGCGUAUUAAUGGACUGUAGGAUUGCACGCUGAGCAGUCUUUCUGUAUUGCUUCUGUCUAAUGCAGGACUGUCUUCUAAUGGACUGCUGGACAGAAGGAAAAGGAAAUCUGACCAAUGGGACAAAACAAGUGAGCGGCCUAUACUUUCAAGGGGCUGAAAGGGUUAAUAGAAAAUAUCCUGAGCAAUAACUCUUUUCAAAUAUCCAGAAUAAUCAAAACUUCCAAAGGUUUUAAUCGUGUAAUACAGUUAAGCCACAACCUCUUCUCUGAAGUCUGCGAGGGAUUAAUAUGUAAUCGUAUUCCCCCGGAGUGAGGCGGACUGUGCACAAUCAGUUCCCUGUUCCCAAUUUAGGUCUGUUUAAAUGUGUGUAUAUGUGCGUGUGUUCAGCUAAGGGUUAAGACCAGGGCAGGGCUGUAAUAUUUGCUGCAUCUCUCAGGCAGUGAGGGUGGGCAGCUUCCCAGCAUCCUUGUCUCGCCUCUGUAGCCCCUUCUAGCUUUGCAGUCACCAGUACCACAGACUAGGACACAGUUAAGCAAUGGUAGGAUAAACACUUUUAUAAAUAUAUAUAUUUUAUUUUUGGUUUACUUUUUGGACUGUGCCUUGUAAACCCUGGAUUCUCGGACGGAGCUCAUGGUUCCACCCUGCUAUGCACGCCAUUUCAUGUCCGAGGCCUCUCCACCGGGAAUGCUUGACUCAUAUCGCCUGGUGUGGGAGGCAGGGUUCGACUCCAUCACACUUAGAGCUUUCCGUGCACACAUUCAGUUUUUACUGUAAUCCACGUCCUCAGAUAACGCUUCUGUUUGCUUGUCAUUCCUCAGGCACUCGAUUUUAUAUUUCCAUGCCUCACCUGAGAUUAUUUUCUUUGUUUCCUGUUGAAUACAUUUGCCCUGCUGUUUAAACUUCACCCCAUGUCCACGUUUAAUGCCUGGAACUCCAGAUCCCUGGAGCUAUGUUGGAAUCCUGAUAUAUUGUUAAAUAAAGUUUUUUUCCUAUGGAAA